Gossypium raimondii (Peruvian cotton) is the source of this 1602-nucleotide messenger RNA. RefSeq names its product fasciclin-like arabinogalactan protein 1. Lineage: Eukaryota; Viridiplantae; Streptophyta; Magnoliopsida; Malvales; Malvaceae. Gene Ontology annotation, cellular component: plasma membrane. The transcript has 2 exons. The record is from RefSeq and is a predicted model, not a curated record. Gene Ontology annotation, biological process: shoot system development; root development. Bases 197 to 1450 code for a protein of 417 amino acids.
UUGUAAUUUAACCCCAUUCCAACCCCCUUUUCACAUCUCAAAGUUCUCACCCUUCCCUUCCUCUAUAGCUUUUAGCCACUAACUCCCCUGCACUACAAAUCCCUCUCUAACCCUUUCGUUCCCUUCAUCCAAACCACACACACACACACACACACACACACACAACUCAGAGAAGAGAAGGGGAAGGGAAACAACAAUGAUGGGGCAAAGGCAACACGUUCUUCUUCUCAUUUUCUCAGCUUUUCUUCUCUUCCAAACCUCAAACGCCCAUAACAUUACACGUCUGCUUGCAAAGCACCCCUCUUUGUCCACAUUCAAUCAUUACCUCACCCUCACUCACUUAGCUCCCGAGAUCAACCGCCGCACCACCAUCACUGUCCUUGCCUUAGACAACGCCGCCAUGUCUUCCCUCUUGGAUAAAAACCCUUCCAUUUACACCAUCAAGAACAUCCUUUCCCUUCAUGUCCUCCUUGACUACUUUGGUGCCAAGAAGCUUCACCAAAUAAGGAAUGGUACUGCACUAGCUGCUACUAUGUUCCAAGCUACUGGUGUGGCUCCUGGGGUUUCUGGGUUUGUUAAUAUAACCGAUUUUAAAGGUGGGAAAGUUGGUUUUGGAGCUGAAGACAAUGGUGGAAGUUUGAAUUCCUUUUUUGUUAAAUCUGUGGAGGAACUUCCUUACAAUAUAUCUGUGAUUCAGAUCAGCAAGGCUUUGCCUUCUGUUGUAGCUGAGGCUCCUACUCCAGGGCCAAGUGAGCUGAAUAUCACUGGCAUUAUGUCAGCGCAUGGGUGUAAAGUGUUUGCUGAUACCCUUUUGGCUAACCCUGAAGCCAUGGGAACAUAUGAGGAUAAUGUUAAUGGAGGAUUGACUGUGUUCUGCCCUAUGGAUUAUCCAUUCAAAGCCUUUUUACCAAAGUACAAGAACUUGACAGCUUCUAAGAAAGCAUCUUUCCUCGAAUUCUUCGGUGUGCCUGUGUACCAAUCUUUGUCCAUGUUGAAGUCCAACAAUGGACUCAUGAACACAUUAGCUACCGACGGAGCCAGCAAGUUCGAUUUCACCGUGCAAAAUGAGGGUGAGGAGGUGACACUAAAGACCAGGGUUAACACUGCCAAAAUAACUGGGACUCUGAUCGACGAGCAGCCAGUGGCAAUUUAUACAAUCGAUAAAGUGUUGCUGCCUAAAGAAUUGUUCAAGGCAGCUCUUAGUCCAGCCCCAGCCCCUGCCCCAGAGGAGGCAGCAGAUGCACCAAAGGGAUCUAAAUCCAAAACCAAGUCCAAGUCUAAGACUAAGUCUAAGGCAGCACCAACACCGGAUUCAGACUCACCAGCUGAGUCACCAGAUGAUGACCCAGCUGAUCAGGUAGCUGAUGAUGAUAAUGCUGCUAUGUGUUUUGGGGCUGAAAGGCUUGCUGUUGUUGGAUUGAGCUUCUUGUUAGUUUUUUUCUUGUUGUAAGUGAUGCCUGAUAUGAGGCUAACUUAUUAGUCGCCAUCAGUGUGGUUACUCUUUUUUUCUUUUGGUACUGUUUGUUUUGUAGUGUGUGAUGAGUAUUUUUGUGUUGUUAUAUUCGCUCGAGUAAAUGCAAAUUGUGAUGUUAGUUGUAGCAA